This is a messenger RNA of Trachymyrmex septentrionalis, 1266 nucleotides long. RefSeq lists its product as uncharacterized. The transcript has a single exon. Gene Ontology annotation, molecular function: nucleic acid binding. The record is from RefSeq and is a predicted model, not a curated record. Gene Ontology annotation, biological process: DNA integration. Lineage: Eukaryota; Metazoa; Arthropoda; Insecta; Hymenoptera; Formicidae.
AUGUCGAUCAAGAAACAGAAGAAAUCUGGAAAGGGAUUACUUCACGCAAUGGCAUUGAACGAUAACGCGAUCGAUUACGUGCACUGGGAUGAUCCCAACGAGCUAAUGGAUCAUCUACGAUUGCUCGACGCUUCGCACCGAGCAGGCAACAACGCUCACGGCAACGAGAUGCUGUUGAUCAUCGAGGAACUUCGCGAAGCCGGUCUUAUUAUACUAAUUAAAUCGCGUAUUCAUAAAACGAGUCAGUCGAGUGACACCAGCGAGAAAAAUACAAUAUUAAUUUCUUGUACUCUGUGUAUUACACGUCGAAUCAUGAAAAAAAAAUCCGAUGGAAAGAGAGAAAAAAUUAGCUCCGAGAAACGUCGGCUCGUCGAGGAAUUGCACGCUCCGGCGAGAAGAAAUUUUCCGCGAAGGCGUGUCAUAGUCCGGGGGUACGCCGAUCUGUGGCAGGCUGAUAUCGUUGAGAUGCGCCCGUACUCGAGUUUCAAUAGAGGCUACCACUACAUAUUCACCGUCAUCGAUGUGUUGAGCAAGUACGCAUGGGCCGUUCCGCUCAAGAGCAAGGGUGGAAGCGAGACGGCUAACGCUAUCGCUAAGAUCGUUCGAGAGAGCGAAAGAUGUCCGAAAAAUUUACAAACGGAUAUGGGGAAAGAAUUUUACAAUGCAGAUGUACAGAAUAUCUUGAAAAAACACAACGUUAAUCACUAUUCCACGUAUUUGACGUUGAAAGCGUCAGUGGUCGAGCGGUUCAAUCGCACGCUUAAAAAUGACAUGUGGAAGAUGUUUACACUCAACGGCAAUUACAAGUGGGUCGACGAGCUGCCGCGUCUGGUGUCAGAUUACAACGCGCGCAAGCAUCGCACCAUCGGCAUGCGACCCGCUGACGUAACUUCUGCGAUCGCCGAAAAACUCUUGGGCACAGUGUACAGUGCGAUAAAGAUAGCGGGUCCUGCAAAAUUCAAAGUAGGUGAUUCGGUACGCGUGAGCAAGACGAUUUUUGAGAAGGGUUACACACCAAAUUGGACCACCGAAGUGUUUACGAUCGUUAAGGUGCAGCGUACCAAUCCCGUAACUUAUCUACUCGAGGACUAUCGUGGAAAAUCCGUCGCUGGAGCGUUCUACGAGCACAAGUUGCAUCGCGCUACUCAUCCAGACGUGUAUCUCAUGGAGAAAGUGUUGCGCAGGAAGGGCGAUAAAGUGUACGUUAAGUAGCUGGGAUUCGAUGGAUCGCACAAUUCAUGGAUACACAAAAACAAUGUUAUUUGA